GCUCUGGCCUUUUACGCUGCGUUGCUUAGCAACCACCAAAAACAACCGAGCGAAAUUGUCCGGUGCUUGAAAUUGUCAAAAUUAAAUUCAUAAAGUAACAAAAACCCGGAUAGCGAAUGGAGCGAGAGUUAGACGAGGACGAGUUGCAGGAUUUGUAUGCGUGGAUCGAUAAAAUUCAUCUUUCAAGACCUAAAAGAAACAUCGCCAAUGACUUCAGCGACGGAGUGAUGGUGGCUGAGGUCGUGAAACAUUUCUUCCCAAAGUUUAUCGACUUGCACAACUACACUCCUGCCAGCUCCACUCAGCAGAAGCUAAGCAACUGGAACCUCCUUAACAGGAAAGUGUUCUCCAAGCUGAACUUCCACGUGCCUGAGAAGUCAGUGAAAAAGAUUAUACUGCGAUCCGCGGGGGUGAUCGAAAGUGUGCUGAGUGGCCUCAGGGAAAAGAUAGAUCAGAAGUUGGACCAGAAGGCACACACCAUAUUAGAUUUGGAGUAUUAUGACACCAGGAACCCAGAGAAAACUCUCACAGAGUUUAAUCAGAGUGAGGCCAGAUAUCUGUCCGAGAUCGUACGCGAGGAGGUGAAACGGGAUGACAAGUUGAAAAUGGAGACGAGCAAACUACAACACACAGCUCAGUUUUAUUCCAACUUGGACCCAGCCGUACGCCAAAUGCUAAAGGAAAAAGAGCACGCAGCCAUGGCUUUGCAGGAGACAGUGGAGAUCCUGCAAAUGAAGGUGAGCAAGUUGGAGCGCCUGAUUCAGCUAAAGGACAUGCGGAUAGAUGAUCUGAGGCACAAUCUGGAGAUGUGUACCUGUGCAAAAGGAAAAUACACUGAUUCUAAACCCAGCAGCAUUUAAGCACUUUAAAGAAACUCUUAUUAUAAUUGCAAUCAACACUUUACAAUGUAAAAAGCAAAAAAUAAUUAUAUAAAACUUCCAUGAUUUUUUUUGUUUAGCGGCAAUUAAUCCCUCUACAAAACGAGAAGCAAGGUUCACAUGUAUUUCACAGUGAAACCAGGAAUUUUUUCCCCUUGGAAAUACUAAUAGGCCAUUUUCCUCAUACAGUUCAUUUGAAACUGCAUAAGCUGCCAAUUGACUGCUCAUAUAUAUUUGUUGAUUCUGGUUGAGAAUUUUUGAAAUAUUAAAAUAAAAAGCCCCAAAAAGAGAAAAAUAAACACAAAAAGUCUUGUUUGUAAGGAUAGGCUUAGAAAUACACCAGCAACUUUAUUCAUAGUGUACAUUUAUCUAAGUGAAAGUAUCAAGUGAGAUUUACUGUAUAUUUGCCUUUAUUAUUUUUUUCCUAUUUCUGUAGAGUAUUUAGUGUGCCUUUUUUUUUUUUUUUUUUAAAUAAUGAGGUUCUGUUCUGUGUGAAGCGGUAAUGUGCUUGUUUUUUGUUUUAAUUUUAAACUGCCAUCCUUUGUUCAGCUUGUAAUGUCCGACCACCCCGUGCUCAAUAAAUUGUCUAACCACUUUA
Molecule: messenger RNA, 1476 nt
Organism: Syngnathus acus (greater pipefish)
Lineage: Eukaryota; Metazoa; Chordata; Actinopteri; Syngnathiformes; Syngnathidae
Gene: spef1
Product: sperm flagellar 1
Exons: 7
Coding region: 117-860 (247 amino acids)
Biological process (GO): regulation of cytoskeleton organization
Cellular component (GO): axoneme
Molecular function (GO): microtubule binding
Source: RefSeq, a predicted model, not a curated record